Molecule: messenger RNA, 2344 nt
Organism: Selaginella moellendorffii
Lineage: Eukaryota; Viridiplantae; Streptophyta; Lycopodiopsida; Selaginellales; Selaginellaceae
Product: protein ENHANCED DISEASE RESISTANCE 2
Exons: 22
Coding region: 62-2254 (730 amino acids)
Molecular function (GO): lipid binding
Source: RefSeq, a predicted model, not a curated record
UUCACCUUCUCAAUGCGAUCGCUUAGCAAUCGCGAGAAAGGAGAUCGGCUACGCGCGGAGAAUGGCCCAAGCACAAGCUUAUGCCGGAUGGGUCUACCAUGUUGGAAUCAAUUCCAAGGACCUCCAGUACUGUCACGCUCGAUACCUGGUGAUCAAAGGGAGAUGCGUGGAUAUGUAUAAGCGAGAUCCACAGGAAGAGCCUGGCCUGCAACCGAUGAAGAAGGGGAUUGUUAGACACAACUUGAUGGUCGCGGAGAUUGGCCGCCAGAUCGUCUACGGCAGGGUACUUUAUGGAAUGAAGAUCCACAGUAAACGAGAUCACAGCAAGCAUGUACAGUUUGCGUGCUCCAGUGCCGAAGAGAUAGAGAAAUGGAUGUCCGCGUUUCGCCAUGCGAAAGACGAGGCCGAACUUGAAGCUAGAAAAACAUCAGCCCGCGCUCCCUCGCUCACUGAGGAGGAGAGUAAACAGACUUUGCCCCGGAUGCGAUCAAAGUCGCGGUUGAGCAGACUUAUUACCAUUGGAAAAGGGCCUGAAAUGCUCAUGAGGGCACGAACAUCGAUGAUUCAGGAAGCUGACACUGACGAUUAUUUCAACAAGCGUGACGGUGAUGCCGUUGAACAAGCAGACUGGAGGUGCUUCCAAACUCAAAAUGGCUUGCGCAUGUUUGAGGACGUGGCUGCUCUUCAAGCUGAUAGAGGCACGAUCAUGAAAUCCGUCGGCGUGGUUGAUGCGUCGCCGGAUGCAGUUUUUGAGAUUGUAAUGAGCCUAGACAAGUCGCAAAGACAUCAGUGGGAUGUUCUAACCGGAGACUUGGAGCUUGUUGAGCACAUCGACGGGCAUGCUGACAUAGUCUACGGGACUUUCGAUCCAAAAUAUUUCGAGAAUUGGAGCUGGUAUAGAAAAUACAAAAGACGGGACUUUCUGAUUUCGCGUUAUUGGCGCCGUGAUCAAGAUGGCUCUUAUUCUAUCACGCAAAUUAGCACUCUUCACAGAAAUCGACCGAAAAGGCCUGGAUUACGUCGUGUUGUUUUAAACUCUGGUAUUUGGGAGAUAAACCCGUUGCCGACAAGGUCAGGAGCCACGGGAUCUCGAUCUUUAGUAACACAGGUUAUGGAGAUUGAAUCCACAGGAUGGGGGAGGUGGAGAAAAAGCUGGGGCAAAUGGAAAAAGAGUGACUACUCCUCUUUUCGGAAAACCGUGCCGUAUAUAUUGCUUUGUCGCACAGCAGGCUUGAGGGAGUUUUUCAAGGCUGAAGCGGAGCUGAGCUUGUUAGAAGAUCGAAUUUCUGUUUUGAAUGUUCCAAAGGAAGCGGCCAAGCCUUUAGAAACUGCUGCAGACACGGAAGUUACCGAAGAUUUCAUUGAUGCGAUUGUUUCCGAGGAUCCAGAUGCCGGUGAUGACACCGAAGGGCUGAUUAGCAAUAUCCCGUUUCAGAGAGGGAGCCAUAGACUUAGCAGAGCCCCAUGGAGCGCAAUGCUGGCACUUGCUGCAGCGCAACUGGAAAAUCCACUGCUGGCCGACGAGCCACGAAUCAACCUGGAUGUAAACGCAUUCAAAGGCUCACUAGAACCUGCGUCUCCGUCCAAGGAUUGUAACUGUUGGGAGGACCCCGGUGGAAAAGGUUUUAUGGUCCGGGGUAGAACAUAUACGAGAGAUAAUCUGAAGAUUCCUGGGGGAGAGCCAGUCUUGAAGCUUCUAGCCGUCGACUGGUACAAAUCCGCUCACAGAAUUGACUUGGUUGCGAGGCAUCCACAAAGUAUCGUCCGGACAGAAGCAGGCAAAAAACUUCCAUUUGUUUUGAUCGUCAACCUGCAGGUACCCGCGAAGCCAAACUACAGCUUGGUCUUUUACUACGCAGCAGAUCGCUCGCUUAGGCCAAGCUCACUGCUUGAGAAGUUUGCGAAUGGGGAUGACUCGUUUAGAAACUCGCGGUUCAAGCUCAUUCCAAGCAUCGUGGAGGGAUAUUGGGUCGUAAGACGAGCUGUUGGCACCAAGGCGUGCCUUUUAGGAAGAGCAGUAGCUUGCCAUUACCAUAGGAAGGACAAUUACUUGGAGGUUGAUGUGGAUAUAGGAUCCUCUUCCGUGGCACGAGGAGUUAUCGGGCUAGUGCUGGGAUAUGUCACCAAAAUAGUUGUCGAUCUUGCGAUUGUUGUUGAGGCCAAAGAGGACGACGAGCUGCCAGAAUACAUACUGGGCACAACUCGAGUAAAUAGAAUCAGCCCAGAAUCUGCCGUGCCUUUUCAACUCGGUUGAUUUUCUUUUUUACCUUUCCAUUUUACCCUUUUCAUUCUUUUGUAAAUAUCAGACAUAGCAUGCACAAUGGGAGACACAAAAUUAAUGUGA